GAGCUCGCAGCUUCCAUUUGGUAAUGAUCUUGCCCGCGCGGUACGUCGCUUCUCCUUAACGUGCGCACGCCGCGACCGAUCAAGUGCUCAAAACGGCCUGAAGAACUCGCGGGGCGCUUAAGUUCUGCGCGAACUUCUUGAGGGUCGUCACUUGACCGGUGGACUUGGACGCGCGAAGUAGUGAAGAGUGAUCAUGGGAGACAUAAUUGUGAGCGGUCCUGCGGGACGACCCAGCAGUGUGGUGAACUUUUACAAGGACUCUGUGGUGUUGAUAACCGGAGGGACCGGGUUUAUCGGAAAAGUGUUGAUCGAGAAGAUACUGCGGUGUUUCGAAGUGAAACGGAUUUAUCUGCUGCUGCGUGAGAAGCGCAAUGUGAAGGCGGCGGACCGGUUGAAGGAGAUCUUCCAGGAACCGCUGUUCGAUACCAUCCGGAACAAUCACCGGGAUCCGGCGGGCACCUUCGCCAAAGUGGUCGCGAUCAAUACCAACUUUACGCAGGACCAGAUCAUCAGCGAGACUGAUCGCGAGUUGCUCCUGUCGGAGGUCACCGUCGUGCUAAACGUGAUGGCCUCGGUCAAGUUCAACGAGUGCAUCGAGGCUGCCCUGGAGACCAACGUCAUCUGCUCCCGGAAGCUGUUCGACAUGGCCUCCCGCAUGAAACACCUCAAGUCGAUCGUGCACGUGUCCACGUUCUACUCAACCUGCGAUCGGUCCGACAUCAAGGAACAAAUUUCAAACGACAUCCCGUUCGGUGGUCACGACAACAUCCUUCAAAUCCUUAGCCACCUCCAAGAACAAGAAAAGGUCCAGCUUACUCCGCUGAUCCUCGGCAAAAUGCCCAACAGUUACACGUUCAGCAAAAAGUGCGCUGAAGUGAUGAUCCAGAACCACUACAACCACCUCCCGAUCGCCAUCUUUCGGCCACCGAUCGUCGUGUCCGCGUACCAGGAACCCAUCCCCGGCUGGGUGGACAACUUCAACGGCCUGUCCGGGAUGUGCGUGGCGCUGAUCCAAGGUCGCGUUUACCGUGGGUACGGAGAUCCCAGCUACCGGUGUCACACGGUUCCGGUGGAUUACUGCGUGUCGGCGCUGCUGACCGUGGCGGCAGAGGCCGCUGCAGAAAGGGCAGAGAUCCCGGAGCAGCGCAAAGUUCCAGUGAUUAACUUUGCCACUGACGCGAAUACCAUGCUGUGGGGCGAGUUUGGACGAGAGGCUGCGGCUGGGUGUGAGACGGUGCUGGGACGGUUUUUUGGACGUUACGCCCUGGGAGUGACCACUUCCCGUUUCGUGCAUCGACUGUUCGUUUGGUGGUUCAUCUUGCAGGCUGCCUUCGCCGACCUGAUGCUGGUCUUAGUGGGAAAGAAACGAAAACAUCUGUGCAUGGUGAACCGGAUUAUGGCCCUGGAGGAGGCGGCUUGCCACUUUUCGCAGCACUCGUGGAGCGCCGAAAAUGCAAACAUGCGCGCAAUUUGGGCCAAUCUGAGCGCUGAAGACCGGAAGGUGCUUCCGUUCGACAUCGAUUCGCUGGACUGGAAGGACUACUUCCGGCACUUUUUGCCGGGUAUCAAGGCCGCGCUGGAACGGUGUCUCCAGAGGAGGAAAAGUAAAUGCGCUUGAACGGGUGGACCUGAUGAUGCACUUUGAAGUGUUAUACAAAAAAUAUAUUUAGCAAGUUGAAAGGGUCUGCAUUGGUUGUAAACUGAUUAAGAUCAAAAUAAAUGUCUUUUUAAAUAUUCCAA
This is a messenger RNA of Culex pipiens pallens (northern house mosquito), 1740 nucleotides long. Its product is annotated as fatty acyl-CoA reductase wat-like. The transcript has 3 exons. Bases 194 to 1618 code for a protein of 474 amino acids. The record is from RefSeq and is a predicted model, not a curated record. NCBI's taxonomy places the organism in Eukaryota, Metazoa, Arthropoda, Insecta, Diptera, Culicidae. Gene Ontology annotation, cellular component: peroxisome. Gene Ontology annotation, molecular function: alcohol-forming very long-chain fatty acyl-CoA reductase (NADP+) activity. Gene Ontology annotation, biological process: long-chain fatty-acyl-CoA metabolic process.